AUGGCUAACCCAGGAGGUUUUCUUGCCCAUUUAAUUAAACUAGUUACUACAAUAAUAUGUCUAAGAUAUGUUAAUGAUAAAAAUUCUAUUAUGAUUGUUCGAGCCUUCCAAAUAUUUCUUAUUCAUUCAAUUUUAGGAAUAGAAUUUUACGAUCGAAUGUCAAAUAUUGUUGAGAUAAUUCCCUUUGCCUUCUUUUCAACAGAAAUAUCUCGUCUUAGUAAUGUUGAUGAAUUAUUACGACACUCAUUACUCCUUGUUCUUAUCCUAUUACCAAUUACCCACGAAAUAAUGCCGAGAAAAGAGCGCCCAAAAUUGCGCGUGCUGAUAAAUCAUUCAAUAAAUUUACAAUUACUUAUUGUAACAAUAGCCUGUCUACAGAGAGGCACUUUUGGUGUUAUUUCUUUUGUCUUAUCUUACAUAUUUAAUCGUUACUACACUGAAUAUUUUUGUGACUUAUUUGAUGUGCCAUAUGAAGACUUAAUACAAUACAGUCUCUGUUUCGUUGAGAUUUUUUCAUUAACUGCUAUACAAGAACUUAUUGGCGAUAAAACAUCUUGUGGCCUGGGAGUUAUCACGUUGAGUAUUUGA
Molecule: messenger RNA, 588 nt
Organism: Cotesia congregata
Lineage: Eukaryota; Metazoa; Arthropoda; Insecta; Hymenoptera; Braconidae
Source: the annotation of a GenBank genome assembly